GGCACCGCGUUUCGCUGUGAAUGGCCAAUGGCCGUGGACGCUUUCAUUCAGCUGUUUGAAUCUUUUGGAAUAACCGAAGUAAUUGUUUUAUGGAAUUAGCCAUGAAAACUGAGUCCAACGAGAAGUGGGUUGUGUGCCGCGUUUGCCUGAACAACCCCAGCGAGGGCGAGGAGCUGCUCCAUGAGAUAUUCAGCGAAACGGCUAGCACGCGCCUGGACCAAAUGCUGCACAUUUGCGCAGGCAUUCCAGUCAGCCUAGAUGACAACUUCCCGGACAAGAUGUGCAGCAAGUGCGUGCGCUGCCUGCGGCUCUGCUACAAGUUCCGACUGACCUGCCAGCGAUCCCAUCAACACAUUAUGGACAUGUUGGUGCGGGAGGCUAGCAACGCCAAUGCCGCCGGCGAAGGAGAGUUGCUGAACAGCUCGGAGGACCUUUCGGUGGAGAGCGUGCUCAAGACUUGGGAGGAGGACGCCAGCCAGCUGGAUGGCGGCAUGAAAGUGGAGAGCGAGGAGGAUUUCCACCAGCCGGAGCAUCACCAACAGCAGGUUAUCACCUACGUCGUGGAGGAUGCCGACGCCGACGAUACCAAUAUGUUCGGUGAGGACGAUCCCACGCAGCCGGUGCAGACUGAGAUCGAUAAGGCUGAACCUUAUGCUGAAUAUGAGGAAUAUGAACUACUCAGCAACGAUAACUCGCCGGAAAUCACACAGGAAAAGAGCUCUUCCGUCACAGCUGUUGCCACUGUAGAACUGCCCGAAGAAGAAAUUACUGAGGACACACUCAGUUCAGACGAAGAGUAUGUCCCAGCUCAUACUAGGCCGGAAACACGCGAUCGAACUGGCAGUCAGCAUGUUGCAUACCAAAAAACUACCCAAGAAGUGGAGCCUGUAAAAAAGAAGCUCGGCAGGAAGCCGCGAAAUAAGCUGAGCACAUACAUCUGCGAUGUGUGCGGAAAUAUCUAUCCGACUCAGGCGCGCCUCACCGAGCACAUGAAAUUCCAUUCCGGCAUAAAACCACACGAGUGCGAGAUCUGCGGAAGAGGCUUUGUACAGAAUCAACAGCUGGUGCGGCACAUGAACACGCACACGGGGAAUCGACCUUACAAGUGCAACUACUGUCCAGCUGCUUUCGCCGAUCGAUCCACCAAAACCAAACAUCACAGAAUUCACACCAAGGAGCGUCCCUACGAGUGCGACGUUUGCUCUAGAACGUUUACCUACUCGGACAACCUGAAGUUCCACAAGAUGAUUCACACGGGGGAGAAGCCGCACGUUUGUGAUCUUUGCGGCAAGGGAUUUGUGAAGGCCUACAAAAUGCGAUUGCAUCGGGGGACGCAUGAUAGACGUGUCGGCCCCUGGAAAGCUGACGUAGAAAUGAGCACCAAAGGAGAAGAUGUCAAGGGGGAAACGCCAGAAUUCCCAAGUUAGUUUCGCAAAGAGGGACUCGUUCUUUUUAUCUUAUAUGAAAAGUUUAGUCUAAGCAUUAAAAAGCCAUUGUUAAGUUCUUCCAUUAAGCAAAUAAAUGUACCC
This is a messenger RNA of Drosophila erecta, 1529 nucleotides long. RefSeq names its product zinc finger protein 233. Gene Ontology annotation, biological process: regulation of transcription by RNA polymerase II. Gene Ontology annotation, cellular component: nucleus. Bases 90 to 1427 code for a protein of 445 amino acids. Gene Ontology annotation, molecular function: DNA-binding transcription factor activity, RNA polymerase II-specific; RNA polymerase II cis-regulatory region sequence-specific DNA binding; zinc ion binding. NCBI's taxonomy places the organism in Eukaryota, Metazoa, Arthropoda, Insecta, Diptera, Drosophilidae. The transcript is spliced from 5 exons. The record is from RefSeq and is a predicted model, not a curated record.